Arachis duranensis is the source of this 1983-nucleotide messenger RNA. Its product is annotated as beta-glucuronosyltransferase GlcAT14A. The record is from RefSeq and is a predicted model, not a curated record. NCBI's taxonomy places the organism in Eukaryota, Viridiplantae, Streptophyta, Magnoliopsida, Fabales, Fabaceae. Gene Ontology annotation, cellular component: membrane. Bases 473 to 1663 code for a protein of 396 amino acids. The transcript is spliced from 4 exons. Gene Ontology annotation, molecular function: glucuronosyltransferase activity.
AUGAAUGACAAUAAUGACAAUGUGAAACAUUAGAAGAGAGGCAUGAAUCCGUGAUCUCUGAAACUCCCAACAUCUUCCCCCAUCUAACUUGUGAAAACCUAGCUCCUCCUUUUCUCACAGCAAGGUUGGGAUUUCAUUUCAUCAUUGAUUAAGUGACAAACUGCAACUUCUCUAUCUCUAUUUGCAACAAAAUUUUGGAACUUUCUGAGCUAAGCUUUCAUUUGUUUGUUCCGACCACCAUUUAUUUAAUUUGUUGUUAAUGUAAGUUAGUUUGAUAUCUUCCAUACCCAUCAUCAUCAUCAACCUGCAAACAACACCAACCUAGGAAAAGCCAAGAUCUUGAACUACCCCAUCAACCGUAACGAUCUCAAAAUCCGGGCUUUGACCCGAUCGGAUUCCAAAAAUCCCUCCUUUCACCGGAACCACCCACACGCCAUAUGCCCCAACGCCACCGCAAGCCACACCCACUAUCAUGGGAGCUGAGAGAAAAUGGCUUUUCACGCUGUUCAGUGCGGUGUUCCUCACUUUCAUGGUUCUGAUAAUGUCUUCCUUCUCUUCCUUUAGCUCCCCAAAGGCUUUUCCUUCCCUUGUUCAGCAUGGUUCUCCUUACCCUCCUUCUUUUGCGUACUUUAUCUCUGGCGGGCACCAAGAUAAGGAUCGGAUCUUGCGGUUGAUGCUGGCGGUUUAUCACCCAAGGAAUCGGUACCUCCUUCAUCUUGGAAGGGACGCCGGAGAUGACGAGAGGCUGGCCCUUGUCUCCGCUGUCAUGGCGGUGCCGGCUAUUCGGGCUUUUGGGAACGUUGAUGUGGUUGGAAAUGCUGAUUGGAUCACGUACUUGGGUUCAUCCAAUGUUGCCCUCACGCUGCGUGCUGCUGCCAUCAUGUUGAAAUUGGAUUCUGGUUGGAAUUGGUUCAUCACUUUGAGUGCACGUGAUUAUCCUCUCAUCACUCAGGAUGAUCUUUCUCAUGUUUUCUCUUCUGUUAGGAGAGACCUGAAUUUCAUUGAUCACACUAGCAACCUUGGAUGGAAAAUAGGUGAUAGAUUCCAUCCUAUAGUAGUUGACCCAGGGCUAUAUUUAGCAAGGAGAAGUCAAAUUUUUCAGGCUACCGAGAAACGGUCAACCCCUGAUGCGUUCAAACUCUACACAGGUUCAUCUUGGGUAAUUUUGAGCCGAUCUUUCCUCGAAUUUUGCAUUUUUGGUUGGGAUAAUUUACCUCGAGUACUGCUGAUGUAUUUCACAAAUGUGAAGUUAUCUCAAGAAGGCUACUUCCAUUCAGUUAUUUGCAAUGCACCAGAGUUUAAGAACACAACUGUAAAUGGGGACCUAAGAUUCAUGAUCUGGGACAAUCCUCCAAAGAUGGAACCACACUACCUUAAUAUGUCCGAUUAUAAUCGGAUGGUAGAUAGUGGAGCUGCAUUUGCAAGGCAGUUCGCAGUUGAUAAUCCGGUGCUGGACAUGAUCGAUGAAAAGAUCCUUCACCGCGGUCGCAAACAAGUCGUGCCAGGGGCAUGGUGUUCUGGGCAGAGGAGCUGGUGGUCAGAUCCAUGCUCCCAGUGGGGCGACGUCAAUAUACUGAAGCCGGGUCCUCAGGCCAAGAAGCUCGAGGCUUCGAUUUCUGGCCUUCUGGAUGACUGGAACUUGCAGACCAAUGUAUGCAAUUGAUGGACCCGGUAAUAGAAACAUUUUAGGAAACCGCUAUUCAUGGACCGGUAGAAGUUGCCAUUUAUUGAGAACACAUUCUUUGGUCACCAGAGUUUGAUUUGGAUGUUGGAAGUUGGGGGAGGAACUGCUGUGAUAGCAGGAUUUUUUCUUUUUCUUUUGUUUUUUUUUUGUUUUUCCUAGUGAGUGUCCAUAGCAAACACGAGAGUUGGAGGGUGGGGAAGGGAAUAUAUGUAUUGUUUGAGGGGCCUCUAAUGUUUGUUGUUGAUGCUCCAAUACAUUCAAUAAAUAGGAGGAUAUUCAUCCAGCUUCCAUUUUCAUCA